GUGUGAGAAAAUACGCGAGUGCGAGAGGUUUUGCGCAAAAUCGAGAAGUUGUAGCGAAGGAGGCAUCUCAAUUCAAUUUUUUUCCCACUCAAUCCGUUUCAGUUGGGCCAAACUGUUGCAUUCAAGUGCGAUUUGGGAUUGGAUGAUGGUGUCCAAUGUCCUGGACAGCGCAAAACGACCCCUCCGCCAGACCUUUUAUCCCCCAAGACACUUCAGUCGCUAAGACACUGUGUGACGUGUUGGAGUGUGUUGUUCUACGCCAAGUUUCAAUUAAAGAAAAUUUUUUAAGUAAAUAGUAACAUUAUUUUAGUGUAAAAUUGUCGUGUACUUGCGUCUGGGUUUGUGUGAUAGAGACCUCGCUGAGUGACAUUCUGUGAUUGCGAUAAUGAGACAUGAUUUUUGACUAUUUCCUCAACAUCUUCACCUUCGAGCUUUUUGUGAAGAACUUUGGGUUACCCGAAGGAAUUCGCGGGAAAUCCUGCAGAAAUGUUGUGAUGAUGUGAUUUGGAGGAUUUAACUGUGACAUUCGUGGCUAAAUUGCGCGAAUUUUUCUUUUAUUUUUUUGGUUUCUUCGAUCCGUUUAAGAGCCAAGAGACAGUCUCUGAAGGGAGAUAAGGCCCAAGAGCUAAAAGAGUGAUUAUCAGUGUGCAAUAGAUGCUGCUGUAAGUGCUUUGGGAUUUUCCUGAUUGGGCGCAACAGUUUUUCCCGCGCAAAAGGAUCUUCUGGGGACAUUUUCACAUGUGAACAAAUCUUCCAGGAAAAAAAAAAGAGAAAAUCAUAGUGAAAAAAUUGCAGCCGCCCCAACAGCUACAAGGAAAUAAUUUGAUGUUUGGAUUACUGACACUCUCAAUCCACACAAUCUAGCCACGCAUUAUCCCAUCAUCCACCUGAGCUCCCACAAAUCCCACCCAUUCGCCAGAGCAACCUCUCAAACCUCUCGCAUUUUCCCCAUCUCUCUUCCAUGUGCACCUGUGCAACGCGUGGGUGUUGCUGCGGCGGGAUGUUUUGACGGAUGGGUGCAGGUGUCUGGAGCAAAUCUGUGGAGUCGCGCCGAUCGGCCCCGCUGCGAGGGGCCAUGACGUGUUGGCCCUAUUCAGUGCUCCUCCUGCUCACAGCGACCGCGGUCGCAGCCACUCCGGAUGGCUCAUCAUGGGAGCCCAGUCACGGCAGUUUCUUCAGCGGUCGCUUCCGCAGCGAGGGCUACACCUCCGAAAGGCACACCGCAGCCUCAGACAAGACUGUCCUCACUGUCGGCUACCUCACGGCCAUCAAGGGCGAACUCAAGGACAAGCAGGGCCUCGCAAUUUCCGGGGCUCUCACCAUGGCGCUCGAUGAGAUCAACAACAAUCCCCACAUUCUGCCCAAUGUGACUCUGGCACUCAGAUGGAAUGACACACGAGGAGAUACCGUGCUGGCCACACGAGCCAUCACCGAGAUGAUUUGUGACGGCGUGGCGACGUUUUUUGGACCCGAGGGACCCUGCCAUGUUGAGGCUAUUGUGUCACAGAGUCGCAAUAUUCCAAUGAUUUCCUAUAAAUGCUCCGAUUACAUGGCGUCCACCAUUCCAACAUUCGCAAGAACUGAACCACCAGACACUCAGGUCACCAAAUCCAUCAUCUCCCUCCUCAACUACUACGGCUGGAAGAAAUUCUCCAUUAUCCACGAAGAACUCUGGUCCACAGUGGCCAAUUCCCUGCAGGAACAGGCCAAACAGAGGAACAUGACAGUCAAUCACAUGUUGGCUGUUGUGGACAAUCACAAGUGCUGUGAGAAUAGCAUGGAGUGCUGCAGAAGCGGAUAUUGGUAUCAAGUUGUUCAGAACACAAUGAACCGAACCAGGAUCUAUGUGUUCCUGGGUCCCGUGUACGCCCUCGUGAACAUGAUGGAAGCCAUGGAUGCUGUGCAGUUGUUCGCAAAGGGCGAAUACAUGGUGAUCUUUGUGGAUAUGAUGACUUAUUCAACGCGUGAGGCCCAAAAGUACAUUUGGAAGCCGGAUCAUCUCAAUAAGCAUGCCUCUUGCAAAGAAAUUGAUAAUUUUAAGCAACGUGCCAGGAGUCUUUUGGUCAUUGUCUCGUCCCCACCGGCUGAGAAUUACGAGAGUUUUACUGAGCAAGUGAGGGAGUACAACAAGAAGGAACCAUUCUUCUUCCAAACUCCGACUUUCUUUAAGAAAUACAUAAAGUUUGUGUCUAUCUAUGCGGCUUAUUUGUACGAUUCUGUGAUGUUGUAUUCAUUGGCAUUGGAUAAAUUGCUGAAGGAUGAACAAAAGCCCCUGACUCCGGAUUUAAUUCAUGAAAUAGCAAGCAAUGGCACAAAAAUUAUCGAGACGAUCAUCAACAACAAAACGUACAAAAGUAUUACCGGAGCAACGAUAAAAAUUGAUGGAAAUGGCGAUUCUGAGGGAAAUUUUUCCGUGCUAGCCCUCAAGCCUUUUCACUUUGUUGAAGAGAACUUCUCCUGCGAUUAUCACAUGAUGCCGGUGGCGUAUUUUCAGCAAGGAGAAGAUUUUCCAGAAUACAAGAUCAUCAAUGCAUCCGUAAAGAUAGACUGGCCAGGUGAUGAUCGUCCAUUCGAUGAGCCUUCUUGUGGCUUCAUGAAUGAACUCUGCCCUCGCGAUGACACCCACAUUACGUCAAUGGUGGUGGCUGGUAUUCUGGCACUGGUGCUCUUUUGUGCCGGAGUCAUCACCAUGAGUAUCUAUCGCAAGUGGAAGAUUGAGCUGGAGAUCGAGGGUCUGCUGUGGAAGAUUGAAUCUCACGAGAUAAAGGGAUACUUCAACAAUGACAUUGUGUCAUCACCGAGCAAACUCAGUCUCGCCAGUGCGGCAUCCUUCAAUUCCCGGUGCUCAAAUCAGGUCUUUACGACCACUGGGCGCUUUCGUGGGGUUGUGGUGCGCAUAAAAGAACUGAAGUUUGCUAGGAAGAAGGACAUCUCGCGUGAUAUCAUGAAGGAGAUGCGCCUUUUGCGUGAUCUGCGACACGAUAAUAUUAAUAGCUUUAUUGGGGCAUGUGUGGAGCCUAUGAGAAUCCUACUAGUCACUGAUUAUUGCGCCAAGGGUAGCCUCUACGAUAUCGUUGAGAAUGAGGACAUCAAGCUCGAUGAUCUCUUUAUAGCAUCGUUGGUGCAUGACUUAAUUAAGGGAAUGAUUUACAUCCACAACUCAGCUUUAAUAUUCCAUGGAAACCUCAAAUCGUCAAAUUGUGUUGUGACAUCGCGCUGGAUGCUCCAAGUGACGGAUUUUGGACUUCAUGACUUGAGGCACUGUGCCGAGAAUGAGUCCAUUGGGGAGCAUCAGCACUAUCGCAGUCAGUUCUGGAAGGCGCCAGAACUACUGAGGAAUCCCACAAUUUACGGCAGCCAAAAGGGUGAUAUUUAUGCAUUCGCAAUUAUUCUCUAUGAGAUUAUAAGUCGGAAGGGGCCAUUUGGGCAGACGGGCUAUGAGCCCAAGGAGAUCAUCGAGAUGGUAAAGCGUAUUCCACUGGAUACGGAGGAACCGUUCAGGCCGGACCUUGAGUGCAUCACUGAGAUGGACAAUUGUCCGGACUACGUUCUCAACUGCAUUGAAGACUGCUGGAAUGAGAAUCCCGAUCUUAGGCCAGAUUUUGCAACUGUCCGGACUCGCCUGAAGAAGAUGCGAGGUGGAAAAUCGAAAAACAUCAUGGAUCAGAUGAUGGAAAUGAUGGAGAAGUAUGCCAACAAUUUAGAAGAUAUAGUCAAUGAGAGGACGAGAUUGUUGUGCGAAGAGAAGAAGAAAACCGAAGAUCUACUCCAUCGGAUGCUUCCACAGUCCGUUGCUGAGAACCUUACGCGAGGACAUGGCGUGGAGCCGGUGUCCUUCGAUUCCGUCACAAUCUAUUUCAGUGACAUCGUUGGCUUUACGGCAAUGUCCGCUGAGAGCACGCCCCUUCAGGUCGUGAACUUUCUUAAUGAUCUCUACACAGUUUUCGAUCGCAUCAUUAAGGGAUACGAUGUGUACAAAGUUGAGACAAUUGGAGAUGCCUACAUGGUGGUCUCCGGUCUACCAAUUCGCAAUGCUGACCGUCAUGUCGGCGAGAUAGCCUCAAUGUCCCUGGAUCUACUGCAGGCUGUCCGAUCUCACAAGAUCUCCCAUCGUCCCAAUGAGACCCUUAAGCUGCGCAUUGGUAUGCAUACGGGUCCAGUUGUGGCGGGUGUUGUGGGGCUAACGAUGCCUCGGUACUGCCUCUUUGGGGACACAGUCAACACAGCCUCCCGGAUGGAAUCCAACGGGGAAGCUCUGAAGAUUCACAUUUCGGGUCAGUGUAAGCAGGCCCUGGACAAAUUGGGGGGCUAUGUCACUGAAAUGAGGGGCCUAAUUCCGCUCAAGGGGAAAGGCGAAGUCAUUACGUACUGGUUGAUCGGAGCUACUGAGAAGGCCAUCCAGAGGAAACCUGUUGAUCUGGAGGAUAUGCCACCGCCGCUGUUCUGUCGUCCACGGCGGAGUCCGAAGCUCAACUGCGAUUCGCGCCAGCCGAGCUUAAUUGGAGCUGCUCAUUUUGGUAAUUUCCGUGGAGGAUCUGUAACAGGAUCCAUUGACUUGAUGUGUUCCUUUGAAGGUGCUGGAAGUCGGCGUCAGUCAAAUAUUCCACGGGCGGAUGUUGAGAGUCAGUGCAGUCUGCAGGGUUCCAUUCUCCACAGUGGCAUCCGGGACUCCCCGAGGCCCAUCCAGAAGAAGUUGGAGCGUAUACCGUUGUAUCUCAACGAAGAAUCUCAUCAUGUUCUGGAGCAUGUUGAGUGCUGUGAGCCCGUCAAUGGUGCCGAUUGUCCAAAGAAACCCUUGGCAAUGGUAAAGCCACGACAAGUUCUGCGAUCAAUUGCUUCUAGUGAUGAAUAUGGGAAAUUUGGAACUGAGGGAAUUUUGCGGGAGAGCCGAAGUCUGGAUCCCUUUCCCAGUCAAUUGCGUCGACGGGAUCUAUUUAAGAUGCCCAUUAGGUUUGCCAAGAGAGGCUCGAGAUCACUUGAGGGGGGUGUUGGGAGUCCAGCAAAUAUUCCUAGGAGCACGUCCAAAUCAUCCGUUGCAACGUCCUCAGUGGCCGUUCCGAGUAGUCAGCAGAUUGCUGAGCACAGCAACAACAACUGCAACGGCAGCAUCGGGAAUGAGGAUGUCAACUGUCCUCUGUUGCAGCGUCAGGGAUCACUGUCAAGUCCAGUUGAUGAAUUGCUGUUUCAAGCUAAGAGAUGGCACUCCCUCGAAUCCGUUGCCAUGGACAAUGAUUCAGCCAGCAGCAAGAAACCUCUUGCUAGGGCAUCAAUACGUUCCUGGCUUGUUGGACUCUUUCAGGGAAGUGCCCUCAAGAAUAGCGAUGCAUCCUUAAGGAAAGUCUGCACGGUUCAGAGUGGCGUAAAGCCAGCCUUCAACGAUCUCCCGGCGUCAGUUGAGAAAGAGAGUAUCGUCUGAGAUUGACAGCCUCCUCCCUUACUUCCCCAUCUUUCCCUGACUCUUCCUCCCCGGGCAUUCGUGAUCAAAAUUUAGCAUCUUCGCGUUGGCAUUCCCGGAAAUUCCAUCCCAUGUGAUUUUCCGCCAACGCGAAAUGUCUUCUUAUAAUUUAAUUAACUUAUUGUCAUACUUAUUUAUCUUUUAAUUUAUAUUGUUUCUUUUUUUCGGCUAUGACGUGGCAUUUUUUUGUAGCGAAUUCCCUUUCUAUAUAUAUAUUUUUUUUAAAUAAACCGCACGGGGAGGAGUUGAAAGUGUCCCAAAAAAAAAGAUAUCGGAGAGAAAGACAAUCGGUAGCGAGAAACGAGACUUUUUUCCUCCCCAAAAAAGGAGGUUUCUGUGCAAUUUGUUUUAGUUAACAUUAUAAUUUACAAGAUUGUGUCCAAAAAAAAAACACGAGGACAAAUUUGAAAUUCCACUUGAAGCACAAGGAUAUUCUGUAUUAUGAAUUAUGUGAUAAUUUUGCGUCAAACGUUAGAUUUCUUCCUCGUGGUUAAAAAAAAAUCUAUUUACAGAUGGGUUAUUUGAUGUUUGAAAACCAUUUGAUGGAAAAUACUUUAUAAAUUGGCUUCAUUCUCUUAUUUGGUGAAAUGAUACUUCUGUAAAAUGAGGUUAUGUGUCUCCUAACCUCGAAAAUAUCCAAGAAUGUUAUGUCCCUUAAAGCAGAGGACGCUGCUUCAAAGCGCUACCUGGACAAACUUAUUUUAACGUUUAUUCGGUUUCAAACGGUUCAUGCUCUUCCCUGCUUCAAAGGCUGGUUUUUAAGGUUAAGUUUAACAUAACCUCAAAAUUGGCUGAACAAGAAAUUCCCAGCACCGAAAAUGAUUCGCGGUUGAAUAGGCUGCGACGGUGGCGGCCUCCUAAUUUGUUCGGAGCGCGGUGGCCACCAUGAUGAACUUCUUCUAGUUCAGUGCGGUGGCCACCGCUCCAGCGCCACUGAAUGUGCAUUGACUAGUAGUCACAAAGGGUCACGCUAUGUUAAAUUCCCAUAAGGUGACUGGUAGUUGUUCAGGUAUUCUUGUACUGUGGUACCAACCGCUAACUUUCGUUGCUGGGUUGAGGCACGAAGUGCUUCAUUUUCUCAUUUAGCAAGAAGGGUAUUGCAAGUCAUGUUAUGUGAAGAUAACCUCAAAAAUGAGUGGAAUCAUUAUUAACCCUUUAACGACGAGACACUUUUUACGGACUGAAAAUCAACAAUAAAAAUUAAACUGGGAAACACAAUCAGUGAUAAGUCUUACAUCUAACCUUGGAAAGUCCAACAGAGUCUGAUUCUGUGUAUUUUGUGCCUCUAUGAACGAUAGGGACAAAAAUAGCCCAAAAAUUGAAGUAAUUUUUCUGACAUUACGAAUGAAUAAUAUUUUUCGCUUUAAUGAAAAAUAUUACGUAUGAGUAUUGUAGUUUUUAUUGCCAAAAGGGUUUUGCUUAAAAAAAAUUGGAAGUAUAAAAAAUAAAUAAAAUCAAUUAUGAAUUUGAGGAUUUAAAAAUUCGCCAUUAUUGAGCUUAAAUAUUUACUACAUAGCAAAUAGCUAGAGACUUGCAAAAAAUAUUCUAGAUUCCUUCAACCUUCUACUUUACAAUUAUGUACAAACAUUAGAAAAAAAUAAUUUUAGGUAGUCAGGAAAAAUUAUUUUCUUUAUGGGACACCGGUGUUCCAAUCGUCCUUAAAGGGUUAAUCGUUGUAUUCCGUUAUUAGCUGUUGUAUUCCGUGAUGAAAGAAUCCGAUAAGUCCAUGUGUAGGCCGCCCAGGAGCGCCUUCCUUGCAGUGUGGAUAAUUCUUCCAUGCUCCCAGAGUUUUUUGGACAGAGGCGGUGCAUUUCAUUACGUUUUAUUACCGGAUGGGACUCGAACUCACAACUUCGAGAGUCGAGUCAGAGAUCUCAUCCGCCCAAGACCCAGCGGUCUUGCCUAUUGCGCCACUGAGAUCCCCGUAGUGGAAUGAUCAGCAGAGAAAAAUGUGAAGUUUGUCUUUUGUCUUCGUUUGAAUUUUCCCUCAAAUUUAGUUCAAGAAAUACAUUAAAUUUUCAUGGAAAAGGCAUACAAAAUAUCCACAGAAUAAUAAUAGAUGCAGUCAGCUAUCAAUUCGUCGGUUGAAUCAGUAACUGUGCUAUCUGAAUUUCUUCCAAACGCAGUAAUGCGUCGUUUGCAACAAAUACAAGGGAAAGUGCCCAUGCUUUGCACUGUCCCAAGCUUCAUAAUGACCAUAUUUUUCCAAAGUUUCUAAAUAAAUGUGACUCCGCAAUAUUUUAAAAACAGGACACUUUUCCCUAGUUUUUAAAAUACGGGUGCGAUCAGUCAAAUUUUUUGUAAAACAGGAAAAAUUUAGUCAUUAUAAAGCUUGGGACCAUGCAAAGCAUGGGGACUUUCCCCCGAAUAGCACAGUUGGCGAUACAACCGACAUAUUUUUAUUUUUUUUUUAUUUUAUUUUAUUUAUUGAAAUACGCUCGAGUUCCUUUACAAUAUACCGCCCCACACGGCAACGAGGAUUCGAGCGGCGUCUGCCGCCGUCAUUCAUUACAGCCUCAGUGGUUAAAACGGCAGAAAACCCCACAUCACAGGCUGAUUAUGAUAAAACUCGGUAUAGCAUUGCCGAAGCGAGGUAGCAUACGCAAGAAGUAACUCGAGGAAAAAUAAGAGACGACAUGAAACAAGGGUUUCGUGUUGUCGUCAAUGGUCCUUAUCCGAUCAUCAAGAAAUUCUUCUGGUGCAUUCAAGCUGAGGUAAAGCUUAGAUGUAAGUUUAAUUUUGUAAUAGCUUUACGUCUAUUUCUAUAGGGGAUAUCAAUAUUAUACGUCCCAAUGAGAUUAUCAAUAUGAAAAUUUUUUAUAGUAAAACGGAUCCUUCACCAAUCCAUUUUUCAAAAUAGGAAUCUUACUGUGAUGUUCAUCAAAAUUCAUAUUAUGAUAAAAACUAAUGCCCUAGAUACUCUUACGACUUAAGUCAAGAGACAGCUUUACGUAAUUAUAAUCAAAAUAAUGAUUUGACUAAAUUCCCAUCAGUUUCCUACUAAGCCAUUUCUCAGCUUAAGCCAAGAAAUGGAUUAGUCAGAAACUGAUGGAAAUGUAAUCUGAUCAUUAUUUUGAUUAUAAUUACGUUGAGCCUUCUGUCGGCUUAAGUCGUUAGUGUACCUAGAGCAUGAGUCUUGAUGCUUUCAAACGCUUUAUUCAAUGUUUCUUUUAUGAUUAAUUUAUUACGGACUACGAAAUCUUACCCAAAUCUCAGAAAGAUUUUGUCCAUUAAAGAGAGAAGUUGGAGAUAUGUGACUUACCUUUCAGGAGCAAAAGGUGGCAUAUCAAGUUUCGCUUUUACAAUGUACCCUUUAACUUUUUCAUAACGUUGCCUAGAGAAACGUUCAAUCAUGUUCCUCUCUUCCUUGAAGUUGUUUUUAGCAAUAUUGACUGUCCUUUAAAUUUCCACAACGGAGAUUAAUUCAUGAGACAUCUGAGAAAACACCCCUUUUACUGCUCGAACUCCACGGAGAGAGCGGUAUAUAUAAUUCCUCGAUUUUUUCACCCCCUUAUUUUCCACUUUCCACCCCCUUUAUUAAACAUUCAAAAGAUUCCCCUGAAAAGCUAUGCAAACCAUUAUGAGGAGGCGUCGACUUCGAGGUAGAUCUAAGACAAGGUGGCUGAAUCAAAUUUAGAAUCCAGCCUUGAAGCGCCUUGGGAUCGAACCCGAACACCUUCCUGAAAUGACGGAGAUCGUCACGCAGGAACUGCUAAACUGAAUGUCAUUGCACCGCGAUCUCCAUAGGGAUAAGUGGUUGAAAAUGAUGAUUGAACAUUCAAUGCAACUCCAAUUUGUUCCUCAGAUGUUCUGUACUACGCUUUGUAAAAAUCUUUCUCCAAAUUCACUCCCACAUUGAUAUACACAGAAAAAAAUAUUUCGUAAAAAUGUUCGUAAAUGUUUGUGAAUUUCUAUGGGGGAGUCACGAAAUGUUCGUGAAUCGUAUAACCUACAAAUAAGUUCGUAAAAGCAUGUACUUUUUCACAAACCUAGUUUGAAACAUCAUCACUUAACAAAGAUUUGUUCGUAAAUGUUUGAAACAUUGCGAACAAAUGACAAAAUAUUACGAACAUUUUUUUAUGUAUAUACGAACACCUACGAACAAAUGUUUGUAAAAGAACGGAAAAUGCUCGUCAAGUGACAUGUUACGAAUAAUGUUUGUGAAAAAAAGUACAAACACUUCCGAACUUUUUAAUGGGUUAUAAGAUCUGCGAGCAUUUUUGAAGUCUCAUGCAAACGACGCGUCAUUUGCAUGAAGUACAGAAACAAAGGAAAUGCAGAUAACAUAGUUACUAAUCCAACCGACAAAUUGUCAACUUGCAAUUUGGAAAAGGGCUGAUAUUUUGAGAAAUAAUGGUUUCGUUAAUAACCUUUCGAAGAGACAAAGUCACUGCAAAGCCAAGCCAAAUCUUUUCGAAAAUUUACCGCAAGGAUCGGAAGCCUAAAGUGCAAGUUCAUGUAACCGUCGCUUUAGCGCUGAUUGUUCUGCCAUUUUGAAUUUCGAUAUUCUUGACACUUCAAUCUGUCAAACAAAUUGGAAGUAAAAACUAAAAACCCGUUGGACGUUCGAACGUUUAAACCGACGUACCUGUAAAAAAAUGCUCUCGAAAGAAAUUUCAUCAGGUACCAAAGGAAAAUUCCUCCACAAGUUUCCAAGAUUACCUAUCAUAGGACUUUAAGUAGAAUUACUCCAGAAAUUACCCACAAAAGAGUGGAAAUUUUCCAAGUAGAUCAUAGGGGUAUCCAUUGGAAUUUUCUUCUUUCGGAAAACAUGGUAACUUCCUGGAGAAAUUCAAUGGAAUUCCUAGAGAAAUUUCUAUGUGCAAUUUCCAUUAUCGUUCUCUAGGAUUUUCCACUGAAAUUUCGAUAUUUAUGCCAGGGUUUUUUUUUCCCUAAAAUCUCCGACGAUUUCAACAACGAGAAUUCCCUCGGAAAAUUAGGCUGGCUCCCAGUGAAUUCCCGAUGAAUUCAAGGGGAAAUUUUAUGGGGAGGUUUCUACCGGCAUUCUUGGGGAUUUAAAGAGGAAAUUUCCUCCUAGUGAUGGGAAAAAUUCCCUGGCCAUUCCUAGAGGAUUCCUCCAAAUUUUCCGAGGAAAACUCUUCGAAUUUUCCAGACCAUUCUCUAAGAUUUCCCAGGAAAAUCGAGGUGAAAAUUCUUCCCGGAAGAGAAAAUUUCCUUCCAGAGUUACAUGAAAAUUCCGUGGCGAGUUCAGGGGAAAUCCUGGAGGAAAUUCUGUAAAAGUUAAGGCUCUUUUAAGGGACUUAAGUUCGGGAGACCAGGUUUUCUGAUUGCAAAGUUCAUAAUAGAACAUGGAAUAUUUUUUUUAAAUGAAAAGGGGAAUUCAAGGAGGCGUGUGAGGGAGCACCAUACAUACGAGUCAUCAAAUGAGUAACAAAAAUGAUAAGGUAAAAGAGGGGAAAAAAUUGAAGAGACCUAAAAGAAAAAGAAAUAAAAAGAUAAGAAAUAAUAAAAGAAAAAAUCAAUAAGGAAAGAAAAAAAUGUGAGGAUUUUUUUUUAGGGACUUUUUAGGAUUUCCUGAGAAGUAUACUAGAGUUUUUCCGAUCUUUCCCGAAGAAUUCCCAGGGAUUUCUUUGAGAAAAGUCCCCUAGUUUUUCCGACCCCUGACUUUUUCAGGGGAGUUCAUGGGUAUAUCCCCAGGUAAAAUCUCUCAGUUUUCCUCAUCAUUCUCGGGAACUUCCCCAGGAUUUUCUU
Phlebotomus papatasi is the source of this 11167-nucleotide messenger RNA. RefSeq names its product receptor-type guanylate cyclase Gyc76C-like. NCBI's taxonomy places the organism in Eukaryota, Metazoa, Arthropoda, Insecta, Diptera, Psychodidae. The record is from RefSeq and is a predicted model, not a curated record. Bases 1013 to 5416 code for a protein of 1467 amino acids. Gene Ontology annotation, molecular function: guanylate cyclase activity; protein kinase activity; ATP binding. The transcript is spliced from 12 exons. Gene Ontology annotation, biological process: receptor guanylyl cyclase signaling pathway; protein phosphorylation; intracellular signal transduction.